This is a messenger RNA of Teleopsis dalmanni, 1622 nucleotides long. RefSeq names its product purine nucleoside phosphorylase-like. The coding region runs from base 483 to 1442 and encodes 319 amino acids. NCBI's taxonomy places the organism in Eukaryota, Metazoa, Arthropoda, Insecta, Diptera, Diopsidae. Gene Ontology annotation, biological process: nucleoside metabolic process. Gene Ontology annotation, cellular component: cytoplasm. Gene Ontology annotation, molecular function: purine-nucleoside phosphorylase activity. The transcript has 4 exons. The record is from RefSeq and is a predicted model, not a curated record.
CAAAGAAGAGUAUGAGUUUCAGUCUGAAGUAAAGCGACUCUAAGCCUUGAAAGUCGAAUUCAGUUUUAAUUGCGCAUUCGCAGGCAUCGCAAUCGACGGUGUAGUUUUGCAUUCAGAAAAUUUAAAUUAAAUAAAAUAAAUCAGUUAAUUGACGAAACCUUUCAGGAUAUUUGAUGGAAUUAAUUCAUAACUUGUGCUCAAUAUUGCAGUAAUUGUUUGAGGACAAUCUUUACGACGGAAGACAAGUGGAAGGAAAGUAUUGAAAGACUACUACGCGUAUAUGCUAUAUAUUUGCAGAUUUUACUCUCUGGGGUCACUCUUUCUAAUAACUGUUCGAAGUUUUCUCUCUAAGAAUUGACGCAGAGAUCUACGCUCAGAGCUUCAAAAUUUUGGGAUUUAUGUAAUUAGAAAAAAACCACAACAGCAAAACUCAAGCACUAAAAAAAUAUAUCGGUAAAUCCUUCCAUAUUCAUAUUCAAAAGAUGGCUUUUCUUUCGUGUUCAAAGUACGUAGUACUAAGAAAUAUCAAAAUUUGUCUUUCCUUAUGUAAAAAACUCAUUUCUAGCACCGAUCGAUUCAAUGAAAUGAAGGAAGCAGCUGAUUAUAUAAUGACUUGCACUGACAUACGUCCCAGAAUCGGUAUAAUUUGUGGCAGUGGCUUGGGUAAAUUGGCGGAAGGCUUUACCGAUGCGAUAUCCUUCGAAUAUGAGAAAUUACCACAUUUUCCUCUAUCGACUGUGGAAGGUCAUGCUGGGCGUUUAGUUUUUGGUUAUAUUGAGACUGUUCCCAUAUUGGCGAUGCAGGGACGCUUUCAUCAUUACGAAGGUUAUUCAUUAUCAAAAUGCACAUUUCCUGUACGAGUGAUGAAAUUGAUUGGUAUUGAGAUAUUAAUUGCAACUAAUGCAGCUGGUGGCAUUAAUGAGAAAUAUAAAGUUGGUGAUAUUAUGCUAUUGCGUGAUCAUGUGAAUUUCCUCGGACUUUCUGGGAAUAGUCCAUUAAACGGCGCUAACUUUGAAGAGUUUGGACCACGUUUUCCGCCAAUGGCCAAUGCAUACGAUAAGGAGCUACGCGAAACAGCAUUAAAGGUAGCCGAUGAUAUGAGAAUUGAAAAACUUUUCCAUGUCGGCACUUAUGCUUGUCUCGGUGGACCAAGCUAUGAAACCAUUGCAGAGCUGCGAAUGUUGCGUACAUGUGGAGCUGAUGCGGUCGGCAUGUCCACGGCUCAUGAAGUUGUGGUAGCUAGACAUUGUGAUAUGAAGGUGCUUGCUUUCAGUUUAAUAACUAAUAAGUGCUUACUUGAGUAUGACAUAAAGGAUACUACAAAUCACGCAGAGGUAGUUGCAGUUGGCAAGAAACGAGAAAAAGUUUGUGCUGAAUUUGUGCGUAAAUUGGUACAUCACAUCGAGUGUCCUCCAGAGUCACUAAGUAAUGUUGGUUUUUAAAUUACAACCAGAAGUGGAUCAAAAUUUCAAAUUGAAAUUAUAAACAAACAUUCUGUCAAGAACAAUAGUAUUUGCUGAUAUCAAAAUUAAAGUUUAAAUAAAUUAAAUAUAUUUUUUUAGCAGGUAACGACAGAAAUAUAUUACCAUAAUUGUAUCACAAUAAAAAAAUUAACUGUAAAA